UACUGUAAGUAGGUAUGGAAAUGUGUGCACAGAAAAGAAUAAAAGCAAAGCUAGUACCUGGAGGAUGCAUUAGUCUAAUAGGGCCAAAACUGUCUACAGGUGCAGCAGAGGUUUAAAAGAGAUUCAAGCAGGAAUUGUCCUUUGAAGAUGGAUGGUGAUAGCUCCACAACGGAUGCUUCUCAGUUAGGAAUUGCUGGAGAUUACAUUGGUGGCAGUCACUAUGUGAUACAGCCUCAUGAUGACACAGAGGACAGCAUGAAUGAUCACGAAGAUACAAAUGGCUCAAAAGAGAGUUUUAGAGAACAAGAUAUAUAUCUUCCAAUUGCAAAUGUGGCAAGGAUAAUGAAAAAUGCUAUACCCCAAACAGGAAAGAUUGCUAAGGACGCAAAGGAAUGCGUGCAAGAGUGUGUAAGUGAGUUUAUCAGCUUUAUAACAUCAGAAGCAAGUGAAAGAUGUCACCAAGAGAAAAGAAAGACCAUCAAUGGAGAGGAUAUUCUCUUUGCCAUGUCUACCUUGGGGUUUGAUAGCUAUGUAGAACCUUUGAAGUUAUACCUCCAAAAAUUCAGAGAG
Molecule: messenger RNA, 570 nt
Organism: Phaethon lepturus (White-tailed tropicbird)
Lineage: Eukaryota; Metazoa; Chordata; Aves; Phaethontiformes; Phaethontidae
Gene: NFYB
Product: nuclear transcription factor Y, beta
Exons: 4
Biological process (GO): regulation of transcription by RNA polymerase II
Cellular component (GO): nucleus; CCAAT-binding factor complex
Molecular function (GO): DNA-binding transcription activator activity, RNA polymerase II-specific; RNA polymerase II cis-regulatory region sequence-specific DNA binding; protein heterodimerization activity
Source: RefSeq, a predicted model, not a curated record